AUGGUUAACACUCAAAAGCUUGUAGCUGCCUUGGUGGCUUUCGUCCCAGUCGUCCUGGCGACCGAGAGCAAAGAUUUUACACCCUACGUCAAUCCGUUUCUGGGCACCGAAGGCCCUACCCCGGGAUCGGCAUAUCAAGGCGGAAAUGUCUUCCCAGGCGCUACACUUCCAUUCGGCGCCGUCAAAGUAGGCAUUGACACGACUAGGUGGGACACAAGAUACCAGGCCAACGCAGGAUAUACCCCCGAAGGAAAUGUCACGGCCAUUACGAUGCUACAUGUGAGCGGAACUGGAGGUGCUCCGACAUAUGGAUUGAUUCCUCAGAUGCCUCUCACUUCCAUCGAGGGUGUUAAUAUGCUCGACAAUUUAACCUACAUGCAACAAAGGGUGGGUCACGACGUUGCUGAGGUUGGAUAUUACAGGACCGAGUUGAAGAAUGGUAUUAUCGUCGAGAUCAGCGCUAGUCAACACGCAGGAAUUAUGAAAUAUGAUUUCCCAGCCGACGAGGACCGUAAUGUACUUGUUGAUAUCAGCCACUACCUCCCAACGCGAGGCAAAGAAACUCAAUGGUACAGCAACGGAAAGUUAGAGCGCAGCCCAGAUGGAUCUAGAUAUAGUGGCUACGGCGUCUACAGAGAAGGCUGGGCUCUCGGCGGCGAUUUCACAGUCUAUUUCUGCGGAAAGUUCAAUGCUGCGCCUUCUAAUGUCCGAUUAUUUUCUGGAGUCUACACAGAUCCCUACUGGCCAAAUACGACAAAUGUCAAGCCAACAUUUACCAAGAACGAGUGGGUAAAAGGCGGUGUUGACGGAUAUCAAUACGCCGAUAGAGUUGGAGCUCUCUUCAACUUCCCAUCCAACGUAUCGUCUCUCACUUCUAAAGUGGGAGUUUCUUGGGUUUCGGUGGAUAAGGCAUGCCAAUACAUCGACGAUGAGAUACCGCAUUGGGACCUCAACACGACUGUCAGCCAGGCGAAAGACAAGUGGAACGAAGAAGUACUCUCCAAGAUCGAUGUUGACACCAAGAACAAAACUCAGCUUGAGAUGUUCUAUACAGGCUUAUAUCAUGCGCACCUGAUGCCCUCCAACCGAACUGGAGAUAAUCCACACUGGAUCUCAGACGAACCGUACUAUGAUGACUAUUACACCCUUUGGGAUACUUUUAGAUGCACCCAUGCGCUGGUGUCUCUUAUUCUUCCCCGACAUCAAAUCGAUAUGAGCUACAUGAUUGACAUCUGGCGACAUGAGCGUUUCAUGCCCGAAGGCCGUAGCCACAACCACAAUGGGCGUGUUCAAGGUGGAUCUAAUUCAGACAACAUCCUUGCAGACGCCUACGUUAAGAAACUGGAUACAGACAAUCUCGUGAAUUGGACAGAUGGCUAUGCUGCUAUGCGAACCAAUGCCGAGCUCCAGCCAUACAAUAACUUCGACUUCAAUGACCCAACAGGGAGUACAAAAGAGGGAAGAAGCGCGUUGGAUGAUUGGAAGAAGUACGGCUAUGUCAGCACAAACUAUGGGAGGAGCGUGAGCAAGACUGCCGAGUACUCUUUGAAUGACUUUGCUGUGUCACAAGUCGCCAAGGGCGAAGCUCCAGAUGAGGCCACAAACGGAUGGCAACGUAUCUGGAAGAAAGAUGCAAAGUCUUACAAUUUCACCGGGUUUCUCGCUCCUCUACAGCCCAACGGCACGGUUCUCGACGGUUACGAUCCUCUAGCUUGUGGGGAGUGCAACUGGGAGUCCAUUUCAUACGAAGGAACUCCGUGGGAGUAUAGCUUCACGGCACCUCAUGAUAUGGUCACACUGAUCAAGCUUAUGGGUGGCCCUAAGAUGUUCGAGGAGCGUCUCGAUACAAGUUUCGUACCCGGUCUUGGAACCCAAGAGCAGGGUAACAAUGGUAUUGGCUCUAUGAUCUACAAUCCAGGUAACGAACCUAGCUUCAUGACACCAUUCCUAUACAAUUUUGUACGAGGAAGGCAGUGGAAGAGUGUCAUGAGAAGCAAAGCUAUUGUGGAUGAGUAUUAUCAUAGUGGAGCAAGUGGCAUUCCGGGAAACGACGAUGCAGGUAGCAUGAGCAGUUGGCUUGUUUGGAACAUGCUCGGCCUAUAUCCUGUUGUCACACAACCAGUCUACCUCAUCCUAUCUCCACGAUUCGAGAACAUAUCGAUUAAACUUGGCCAAGUUGGUGGUACGCUGCGUAUAACUGCUCAAGGUCUCAGCGAUGGACCUUAUAUACAGAGCCUGAAGGUCAAUGGAAAGGCGUGGGAUAAGAGUUGGGUUAGUCACAAUGACUUAGUGCGCGAGGAUGGAAAGGAGAGUGUGCUGGAGUUUACAAUGGGGGCGAAGGCGGUGGAAUGGGACUCUGGUGAGCUUCCUCCUAGUCCGGGUACUUUAUAG
This is a messenger RNA of Fusarium venenatum, 2391 nucleotides long. Lineage: Eukaryota; Fungi; Ascomycota; Sordariomycetes; Hypocreales; Nectriaceae. The record is from RefSeq and is a predicted model, not a curated record.